AUGACUGGUGUUGAUAACGUCAUCGAGAUCCUCUCGGACUCGGACUCGGGCGAGGGCGAUGGCGACGAUGUCGCAGUCGGCGUCGAUGACAGCAUUGGCUCGAGCUCGCCUGGCAGCUACGAGUCGGCCAGCUACUCGGGUGUCAGCCCGCUGCUUCCCACAAGGAGCUUCGCCCCGAGCGACGCAGCUGACGACGGCGAGGUCGUGUUUAUCGGCGAGCGCGUCCGCCCGCGCCGCCCGCCGCCGGCCAGGCCGCACGCACGCAGCCAUCGGGCACGUUCCUCUGUACGCCCGGUCGACGACGUGGUCGCGGUCCCUGCGCCGCCGCCGGUCACGGCCACUUCCGCGCCGCUCAUUCGCGUCGCGCUCCAGUGCGCCGUCUGCCUUGACGCGAUAACGACGCCCACCUCGACUACCUGUGGACACGUCUUCUGCAAGCUCUGUAUUCGCAAGGCAAUCUCGCGGACCCGCCGGUGUCCGAUGUGCCGCAAGUCGCUCACGUUGCGGCAGACCCAUCCGAUCUUCUUGCCCGAGGCGCUGUGACUCGCCCUCGUCUCAGUCAGUCACGUCGAGCUCGUACCGCUCGUACAACUCGGUCACCCGAACACCCUCCAUCACCGCGAGCUUGCCCAAAAGCUCCACCGCCACGUCGCGCAUCUCGUUGUACUGGUGCAGCGCCUCGAUGUACGCAUCGUACUCGGCGUCGAGCUCGGCUGCGGUCCGCCCGCGGGCAACGCCUGGUCGCACCUCGUCCAGCGUCUGCAGCACUUUGGCCAACUCAUUUUCCAGCGCCGCCGCCGCCACGCCUGUGUAGUGCGCACACACAAACGACAUGCCGCCAAGCUGGCGGACUCUUGCCCCGCUCCCAGGCCCGUGCACGCCGCCCUCGUCGUGUUCUACGACCUUUUUUAGACACGCGGCACUCGCCGCCCCGUCGUCACCACCUUCCCCACUCUUGCUCGCGCACAAUGCCUCCCAUGCCACCGCCCACGGCACAGGCGCGCCUUGCUCGUGACCGCCUAUUCCAACCUUGAUUAACGCAUCUAGUGCCUCGCA
Messenger RNA from Thecamonas trahens ATCC 50062, 1056 nucleotides. RefSeq lists its product as uncharacterized. The record is from RefSeq and is a predicted model, not a curated record. The transcript is spliced from 2 exons. NCBI's taxonomy places the organism in Eukaryota, Apusomonadida, Apusomonadidae. Bases 1 to 543 code for a protein of 180 amino acids.